Melitaea cinxia (Glanville fritillary) is the source of this 656-nucleotide messenger RNA. RefSeq names its product MD-2-related lipid-recognition protein-like. The transcript has 4 exons. NCBI's taxonomy places the organism in Eukaryota, Metazoa, Arthropoda, Insecta, Lepidoptera, Nymphalidae. The coding region runs from base 56 to 523 and encodes 155 amino acids. The record is from RefSeq and is a predicted model, not a curated record.
UGUGAACGAAUCGCAUUUAGCGACCCUUUCAUUUACUAAUUGAAUCCUAAGCAGAAUGGACGCAAGAUUAGUAGUAUUUUUUCUUUUUUGCGUUUUUAGUUUCAUCAAUUCGGAAUAUGUAAAUAGGAAAUUCUGUAAAGAUGUGAACCCAAAUAAAUGUAGCAUACACAGUGUAAAAAUGGAUCCCUGUCCGGACGGUCCGGGAUUCUGUUUACUGAGACGAAAUAAACCAUACACUUUGGCAUUUGACUUCACACCACGUUUCGAAGCAAAUAAGUUGAUGCUGUCUAUCGUCAGUGACAACCAGAAUACAGGAUCAUUCGACACCGUUGUGACGCCUCCUGUCGACGCCUGCGAGUACUCCUCGUGUCCCCUGGAAGACAAUGUUAGACAAGUUAUGGAUAUCGACUUCGUUUAUGAAAAGAAGCAUUACGGUAAAUUUCCGAUACAAGUGAGACUUUGGAACGAGAACGACGAAACUGAAGCCUGUUGUUUUACUUUAAACGUCAACGUAUUUAAAUAAACUGCUUUAAUUAUAUUUAAAUUUGAAAGCCAUUUUAAGAAGAAGAAGAAGAAGAAUGUAUUUAAAUUUCGGUCCUUAAUCAUCAAAUAAAUACACAAAGAAUAACUGCUAAAAUUGGUCUAAAUACUUUAUA